Lucilia cuprina (Australian sheep blowfly) is the source of this 4445-nucleotide messenger RNA. RefSeq names its product neprilysin-4 (gene Nep4). Gene Ontology annotation, cellular component: plasma membrane. The coding region runs from base 312 to 3614 and encodes 1100 amino acids. Lineage: Eukaryota; Metazoa; Arthropoda; Insecta; Diptera; Calliphoridae. Gene Ontology annotation, biological process: protein processing. The record is from RefSeq and is a predicted model, not a curated record. The transcript is spliced from 3 exons. Gene Ontology annotation, molecular function: metalloendopeptidase activity.
UUACAUUAAUGGUCAUUUUCUGAGCUCCAACAGCUCAGAUCAAAUAAGUGAUCAUUAUUUUUGAGAAUUUGUUUUUUUCUAUUUCGUUCGUAUAAUAAAUUACAAAUUGUGAUUAAUUUGUUAGUGUUAUUGUAGUAGUAGCAAUUGAGGUUUAUGACAUACUAGAUGUAGAAGAAAUAAAAAAGUAUAUCAAAGUCAUAUUUCGAAUAAAUUGGCCUCAAUUAAAAACGCGAUACACAAUUUAAUUUGUGAAUAGAAUCGUUCGUUAUUAACGACAAUUUCGACAACAAACUAAAUAGAAUUAAAGAAAUAUGUUAAAUCAUGAUAAUCUAACGAUGAAUAGUAAUAAUAAUUAUAAUAAAAAUAUAAAUAUAAAUUUAAAUGAUAAAAUAAAAUCUAGUACAAAUGUUCAAAAAGUGAAAAAUAUGUUACAAAAACGUGAUCAUCUACCACGAGUGCACAAUAACUCUUGCAAUUAUGCUGCAAAUACUAUGACGAACAUGACGUCUAAUUCGUCCAAUUUGAGUUGUAAAACGAGAAUGGGUUCUAAACUUAAAUUGGGUUUGGGCGUUAAUGUGCAGACUGGACGUUUGCAGUGGUGCCCAGGUUUUACUUGUUGUAAACUUUUGAUUAUUAUUCCAGUCAUAAUGUUGCCCAUAACUUUGGUUUUGAUUUUACUUAUGCGUAUGGAUGGCAUGCUGAUGGCUUUGCAAAUGCAUCAAAAGUAUAGAGCACAAACGAGAUAUGAACAGGAGCCAGUUUAUCUAGAAGACUAUGAUAGUUCUUUGGAUAAUGAUCCUUUUCAGGAUAUGAUCAAUGAACAGCUGCUGGUGCCUUUGGAUAAAAAGAAAUUACGCAGUGAGGCGGAGAGAAUAAAACGCUGUAUAUCCUUUAAAUUUGGUUUAAGUGAAAAUAUGGAUAUGGAAGAUCGUGAUAUUAUGAAAGAUGCCAGAACCUCAUUUUUACCUCGUGAUACCACCGCUAUACCAAGAGAAUGUUUGGAAAAUUUUAAUUUUAAUACCCACAAAAGCUAUAAAGAUUUUGAACUGGAAGCCUUAAUGGAAUCCUAUGGCAGACGUAGACUAAGAAGAGAUAAGUCGGAUGAAUUAGAGAAAACGUCAGAAGUACUAGAUGCUGUAAAUGCUGAAAAUUCUCGCGAAGAAUCUUCUAAUUCAGAGGAUGAAGUGGUUGGUUUCCUAGAAACCACUUCUAGUUUGCAAACAUUUUGGAAUGCCCAGGGUACUAAGGAGACUAUACGUGAGGCUCAGGCUCGCACCAUGAAAAAAUACAUGGAUGAGUCUGUGGAACCCUGUGAGGAUUUCUAUAAGUAUGUCUGUGGUAAUUGGGAAAAACAUCAUCCCAUACCUAAAGAUAAAGCGGGAUUUGAUACAUUUGAAAUGUUGCGUGAAAAUUUGGAUGUGGUUCUAAAGGAACUAUUGGAGAGUAAAACUCACGAAAUUUCCCAAACGCCCACCAAAAAAAUACAACUCAUAGAGUUAAAUACAUAUGAACAAUUGCCCAAUACUCAGGCAGAUAUUGUUAAGAAUCUGCAAGAGGAUAGCAAUCAGGAAUUGCAAAAGGAAAAAAUACGAGAACAUAUAGUACAGAAACGUAAUAUUCUUGGAAAAAUUUUAACACGCUAUCGCCGUCAUAGUUUAUUUACGAACACUAAGAGAAAACGCUUCACCAGCAAUCAUACUGCUGAAAUACAACACAGCUUUAUGCACAGCAAACAACAUGAGCAAACCCAAGAUCUACAUAGUUCCCCCGACAAUUAUCACACUCCGGAACAAGAUUUAUCACAAAUAGAUGCUCAAACAAAAGCCAGACAUUUAUAUCAAUCGUGCACCAAUAAUAAGCUACUCGAAAAAAGAGGCAUACAACCGUUGCUGCAACUUGUUGAGAAUCUGGGUGGUUGGCCAGUUUUAGAUCCGAAAUGGAAUGCUCAGAACUUUGAUUGGCUUAAUUUAACGGCUCAUUUAAGGCGUUACAAUAACGAUAUACUCAUUGUACAAUGGGUGGGUCCCGAUAUCAAGAAUUCCGAUGAGAAUAUCAUACAAUUUGAUCAAACCAAUUUGGGUUUACCCACACGAGAGUAUUAUUUGCAAGAUGUUAAUGCUAAAUAUUUACAUGCCUAUCAGAGAUUUAUGUCGGAGGUUAUGUACAAACUAGGAGCUCCCAAAGUAACUGCCAUGAAAACUGCUGCAGAUCUUAUAAAUUUCGAAACUCAAUUGGCUUCUAUAACAGCUCCUGCCGAAAAACGGCUUAAUGUUACUAAACUCUAUCGCAGAAUGACCAUAAGUGAGCUGCAUAAUCGAAUACCGGAAAUAGAUUGGACACGUUAUCUCACCAUAUUGCAGCAAAGAACGAUAGAGCCCACUGAAGAAAUUGUCAUCUAUGCCACCGAUUAUAUGGAAGAACUAGUUAAUCUACUUUCCGAUACUGACUCCAAAACUAUUGCCAAUUAUUUGCUCUGGCGUUUUGUACGUCAUCGCAUUAACAAUGUAGACGAUCGUUUUGAUGAUGUUAAGCAAACGUUCUAUCAUGCUCUGUUCGGUCGAGAGGAAAGUCCUUCACGCUGGAAGGUCUGCAUAUCACAAGUUAAUACUAAUAUGGGCAUGGCUUUGGGCUCCAUGUUUGUGCGUAAAUAUUUCGAUGAAAAUAGUAAACAAGAUACUUUAAAAAUGACUCACGAAUUGCAGCAGGCUUUUCGCGAUAUACUCACAACCACCGAUUGGUUAGAUACCCAGACUAAACAUUUAGCCGAACUAAAAGUGAAUGCCAUGUCUUUGAAAAUUGGCUAUCCUGAUUUUAUACUCAACUCCGAGGAACUAAAUGAAAAAUAUGCUGGCAUAGUUAUAGAUCCUGAUAAAUAUUUUGAAAAUACUCUUAAUGUUCUUCUGCAUACCACGAAAACUGAACAGAAUAAAUUGCACGAACCGGUUAAUAAGACAACCUGGCAAACGGCUCCUGCCAUAGUUAAUGCCUAUUAUAGUCGUAAUAAGAAUCAAAUAAUGUUUCCGGCUGGCAUUUUACAGCCUCCCUUUUAUCAUCGUCAUUUUCCUAGAUCGUUAAAUUUCGGUGGUAUUGGUGUGGUAAUUGGUCAUGAGCUGACGCAUGGUUUCGAUGAUAAGGGUCGUUUGUUCGAUCGUAAUGGCAGCAUACAUAAAUGGUGGUCCGAUACGGCUAUUAAAGGUUUCGAUGAGAGAGCCAGAUGUAUUAUAUCGCAAUAUGGAAAUUAUACUGUGGGAGAAGUUGGCAUUGCUUUGAAUGGUGAAAGUACUCAAGGUGAAAAUAUUGCCGACAAUGGUGGUAUACGACAAGCAUUUCAUGCCUAUAAAAAAUGGCUAAAAGAAAAUCCACAGGCAGCAUUAGAUGAACGUUUACCGGGUAUCAACAUGACAGGCGAACAAUUAUUUUUCCUUAACUUUGGACAAGUAUGGUGUGGUGCAAUGCGACCGGAAGCCGUACGCAAUAAACUAAACACAGCUAUACACAGUCCCGGCAGAUUUCGUGUCAUCGGAACGUUAUCCAACUCCAUAGAUUUCGCUAAACAAUUUAAUUGUCCACUGGGAUCGCCAAUGAAUCCUGUUCACAAAUGUAGUGUAUGGUAACAGAAAGUGCGAAGAAACAAAAGCCUAUCAACAACAAACAAUGAGCGUUAAAUGUUAAAAAAACCUCAAUUGAAUAAGAAUUACAAAUUUAUACAGUAUUUUUUUCAUGCAUUCAACAGCAACAACAACAAAAAUCAUCAUUAUCAUGAGAAAUAUUCUCAAGAGUUUCAUUAUAGAAAGAAAGAAAUUGUCGAAUUUUAUGUUCCUUUAUUCGAUGUUGCGAACACAGUCACUUAGAAAGAGAAAACAACACAAUACAGCUAAUAUUACUACAACUACAAGCGAACCUAAACAUUGUAUUUAAAUGAAUUUUUCUGUCUUUGUUUAUAUUUUAAACUACGGUUCAUCAGCUAUACAUUUUACGAGUUUGCUUUCAUCGAAAUUGUCAUCAAUUUAAAUUGUUGAAUCUUUCCCAUGUACCAUUACACAUACAAAUACACGUUCAGUCACCAUCAUCACUCCCAGGGCGACAGUUGAGUAUGUACCCAAAUACUUUUCAUGUGUCUACAAAUGGUGGUGCUAAAACGCUUUAUAUCAACCAACAUUAAAUCAUCUUUAAACUUAGACAACAACCGAGAAAAAACUAUCAAAGUAUUUUUAAAAUAAAAUAAUUUUAAUUCCUAUAAAAAACCAAUAAACAACUCCAAGAUUCCAGUGCCACAAACGAACAAUUAUUUAAGAUUUUAGAAAAAAAACAAGAAUAAAUAACUUUUGUAACUAAUUUUCAUAGUCUAACAAAUGCUUAUUUUAUAUAAUGAAUUUAUUUUUUAAGUUAGUUAAUAAUUAUUGUGAUAAUUUUAAAAUAAUAAAAAUGAAAUUAAAAAAAAUGUA